Messenger RNA from Schistocerca piceifrons (Central American locust), 3625 nucleotides. Its product is annotated as endosome/lysosome-associated apoptosis and autophagy regulator family member 2-like. The record is from RefSeq and is a predicted model, not a curated record. Lineage: Eukaryota; Metazoa; Arthropoda; Insecta; Orthoptera; Acrididae. The coding region runs from base 20 to 2971 and encodes 983 amino acids. The transcript has 17 exons.
CGUGCUGCGGUCCGCAAGCAUGUCGCUGUUGCGCAGUAUUCUGUUCGUCUUCGUUACUUGCUGCAUUGUCUUCGCUGUGGGCAGCAUAUACGAGCAGGAUUUGGAGAUAUGCAAACAGCCAGAGUACCAUUUCGAGUUGACCGAAUGCGAUAUGGAGAAGGGCCGAUGGAGGGUCCAGGUGCCAACUUCUGGAAUGUGCCAAGACACACUGCCGAGUCCAGCCACAAGGAUCAACGACUGUCGUAUCUCCUGUGACGCUGGUUACUAUUUUGACUUGGGGGAUUUAAAAUGCCGUAUGUGUAGACCUGGUACCUUUUCCCUUGGUGGUGGUGUGCUCUUUGACCAAUGGAAUGAACUUCCUGUGGGUUUCUUUACACAAGUUGAGUCAUUUAGGUCUUCAUUCACUUCAAAUGGCAGAUAUAAUGUUGAAGUUAACUGCAGCAGGUUUGGAUGGCAACCAAAAGGUGAAUUUAUUGCUUCACUUGGAGGGCCAUGUGCAGCUACUCUAACCUACACAGUUCACCUUGUGAAACCAGGAAACAUGACAUAUAUCUACCAAUACUCUGAUAAAGAUGUGAUAUUUGAUUUUGAGGCACAAAAUGACCAGUGCCAAUCAGUUGGUGACUCCAAAGAGUAUCGAUGGCCAUCGUCCACAAGAGAAGGGCAAUGGAAACAGCAAACUAUCCAAUUAAAAACUGGACAAAAUGUCCUGCAGUGGAAAACCAUUGGAAUGGACAUCCAUCAUGGGAAACCGGUAUUGAUUAAAUCGAUCGAAAUCAGUGGAGUUGCAUUUACAUCAUCAUGCACACCAUGUCGUGCAGGGACAUACAGCCCAAGUGGUGCUCGUUCCUGUCUUGAAUGUCCUGAAAAUCACUACUCUACAAGUGAAGCAAGUACUUGCACACCAUGUAAUAACAUAACUGAAUAUGCACCCAGAAUGUCCUCUUCAUGCCUUCGAAGGCAGCCAUGUACACAUAAAGAUUAUUAUGAAACAAGGACUCCUUGUGAUGCAAAUAAUCAGACACAACAUGUAUACCAGUGGUUGCAGCCAAAGAUUUGUCGUGAUGAUGUUAUAAAUGCUGUUCAGUUGCCUGAACCAAGGGAGAAACAAGCGUGUCCACCAUGCAAUCCUGGGAUGGAGUAUGUUAAUGGUUCUACGUGUGAAUUCUGUCCAAAAGAAAUGUAUUCAGAUGGAAAAACAGGUUGCAAAAGAUGUCCGCCAAACACCACUCCAAAUUAUGGUUACCAAAUACUCCAUUGGACAGAAAUGCCGAAAAUGAUGAGUGCAGCUUGCAUCCAGCCAGAUGGUACCCGAUGCAGCAAUGGACUUGGAUGGCAGUGUGCUGGAUCAUAUAUUCACUCUGCUCACAACCAAAACUAUGGUGCAUAUUUGCUUCUUUCAUUAAAUGUUGCUGGUUUUAGAAGCCAAGGAGGAUUCAGUUCCGACCAUCAUCUUGAAGUUGGAAGCAUUUCAUUCUCUUUUGAACUCAUAUGUAGAAGCAAAUGUGAAUUUGUUUUCAUGCAGGGUUCUGAUUCGAAAGAACUCUCUGUAAUUCAAAGGUGGACUGAAUCGCAACCUAGACAAGACUUUGUGCUCGCCUUAAUGCAGAAUGAUUCAUACACAUUUAGCUGGGCAUUUCAAAAACUUCCACUAGAUGAAGACAGUAAUGAAGAAAUGUUGGAAGAUGAUAUUGCCAAAAUUUAUUCCAUUAAUGUGACAAAUACUAUUGAUGGAGGAGCCUCAACUUGUUUACCUUGUCAUCAGGGAACUGAAGAUCAUGGGUGUAUUCCAUGCCCACCAGGUCACUACAUUGACCCUAACACUACAGCAUGUACUCAUUGCCGCAUUGGAAGCACAGUUACAGAUCCAUUAGCUUAUGGUGAAGAAUCAUGUCAACCUUGUGGACCAGGUCUAACAAGUCUCGAUGGAGUAUCUUGUACUACCAACUGUGUCUUCAACAUUGAUGGGCUGCAGUAUGAUCUCCGAUCACUUUCAAAUACAUAUCUGGUCAAAGGCAGUCGUCUGUUCACUGCAUCUGGUGCACAGUACUACCAUUUGUUCAACAUUAGUCUCUGUGGCCAUACAAAAGCACAGUGUUCUAAUAAUGUAUCCUAUCAGACGGAGGGACAAUCAGCACAUGUGAAAUCAUUAAUCUGUCGAACAACAAUUGUUCCCAGUCAGUGGGCUGAAGAAGACCUUGUUUUGUCUACACAAUCAGUGACACUGGGUGAUGAACUUGUUGGUGUUACUAGAAGUAACACAUUUAUGAAUGUGGAUUUUAUUUAUGAGUUUUCUGAUGUUGGUUUUCAGGAUGGGUUGCAUUUUUAUUAUUCAACACCACUUGCUACUCGCUCUUGCCCCCAAGGACGGAAGACAGUAAUUACCUUACUGUGUGCACCAGAUGAGAAAGGAAGUGGAACAAUAACUUUACCAAAGAAAUGUCCUGAUGGAACAUGUGAUGGCUGUAAUUUCAGUUUCUUGUGGUCAAGUGCUGCAGCUUGCCCAGUGUGCACAGAAAAAGAUUAUAGGAUGGUAAAAUCAGAGUGCAUAAAUGGUGUACAGUCAGUUCAUUUUCUGCCACCUUCAGACUGCUUGAUGCCAUUAGACAUGCCACUUACAAGAAGAGUCACAUGUACUGCACAAAUUCCUCUGCAGUUACAGGUUGUGAUUGCAGUAACUAUAGCUCUGGCUUUGUUUCUAUGUGGUCUUAUGAUUUACUUCUGGAAGAAGACACAGAAUCUGGAAUAUAAGUAUAUGAAACUAAAACAGUCAUCAGGUGGCAGAGAUGGUGACGGAGACAACGAACUUGCCCCAGCAGAAAGCUGUGCACUGGAUGAUGGUGAAGAGGAAGAAAUACAGUUCACACAACCUCGAAGUCUUGGAAUACUAAAUCGUAUUAGGAGCAUGAAAAUGAUAGGUGGCAUGGGCGAAUCUGGCAAAUCAUUUGAGACCAUUCAACUGACAAAGUAAAGAAACCUCUAAAAUAUCUUUGGAACUGAUCAAUUAAGGGACCACAGCUCCCUGUACAUGUAAAGUUUGGAGCUCAUAUGGUGGCAGGCUAAGAUGAACAAGCAAAGAGCUGCUGCAACACAGAGAACAUUGUGGAACAUAUCCUUCCAUAGCUACUAAGACAAAAGCUUACAUUUUAUAAGAAUGUUGGAGGUCCCUCAAAAAAUGACAUAAAUGAACUAAGAGGAUUAAAAUUAUUGUACAACACAAUUUGUGCAACAGAAAUGUUAUAGUAUUUAAUCAUUGGAAGAGCUGUACCUUCUUUGUUUCACUUGUUAAAAGAUAAGAUUUAUGAUAUAUAUGUAUUUCUUUUAAUUAAAUUUGCAAACUGUUUUCUACCAAAAAUGGACCUCAAAGAGGAAUGCUGUAAUUUGUAAUGGUGAAUUGUUGUAAUAUUCAGAUCAAUUAUCACUUGUCAUGUGCAUUGACAAUGGAAUAUAUGAAAUUUAUAUUUGUAUUCACGGUCAGUAUAAUAUGAUGACCCUCUUCAAAAUAAGUAGCAAACAUAUCUUCUUUGUUUGCAAGUGUCAUAUUAAUCUACAAAAAGUGACCUAUUUUUUAAAGGUUGUCUAUUGGAAAACAUCACAGAAAUGUGUUACAGAGAAAUGUACUGUU